AUGUCGGUGCGCAAGGCUCACAAUGCUGGCCGAAACCACCUGAGAAACGUGGUCGAAUAUUAUCAGCAGAUUGGUCACGAAAAGGCACAGUCGGUCAUUGACUCGAUCACUUCCUCAUACGCCGCCGAAGGUCAAGCAAAUCCUAUGCUUCAACAAGCUGCGUCAGGAUUUCCUCCGCCUCUCCCUGGAUUUCCAGGAAUGCCCCCUCCACCAUUCGGACUACCCGGUGCAGCGCCGCCAGGACCUGGUGGCAUAGUACCCCCUCCAGGUGGUCGUGGCAUGCCAUUUCCACCUUUCCCGCCCAGUGGUGCCCCUCCUCCAAACCUACCAGGUGGUUUACCUUUUCCUCCACCGCCCGGCGGGUUUCCUCCAAACUUCCAAUUUCCUCCUCCAGGUGCACCGGGCGGCUUCCCGCCUCCAGCUCAGCAGGGUCAGCAAGGUCCGCCUGGAGGACCUAGUCCGGGACCUGGUAGUAGCAUGAGUCAAGGACAGGCCCCUCCUCCACCUGGUUUUAAUAUGAGUGGUCCUCCAGGAGCGAGUGACAGCAGGCGCUAA
Molecule: messenger RNA, 555 nt
Organism: Cladophialophora bantiana CBS 173.52
Lineage: Eukaryota; Fungi; Ascomycota; Eurotiomycetes; Chaetothyriales; Herpotrichiellaceae
Product: U1 small nuclear ribonucleoprotein C
Exons: 3
Coding region: 1-555 (184 amino acids)
Biological process (GO): spliceosomal snRNP assembly; mRNA 5'-splice site recognition; mRNA splicing, via spliceosome
Cellular component (GO): U1 snRNP
Molecular function (GO): pre-mRNA 5'-splice site binding; zinc ion binding
Source: RefSeq, a predicted model, not a curated record